Molecule: messenger RNA, 2015 nt
Organism: Tachyglossus aculeatus (Australian echidna)
Lineage: Eukaryota; Metazoa; Chordata; Mammalia; Monotremata; Tachyglossidae
Gene: PTP4A3
Product: protein tyrosine phosphatase 4A3
Exons: 6
Coding region: 1024-1545 (173 amino acids)
Biological process (GO): endothelial cell migration; protein dephosphorylation
Cellular component (GO): nucleus
Molecular function (GO): protein tyrosine/serine/threonine phosphatase activity
Source: RefSeq, a predicted model, not a curated record
GAGCCGCGGGCGCGGAGUGUCCGGCGCUGCGCGGGUCGGAGCGGGACGCGUCGAGACCCGGCCGGGCCGGUGAGGUGUUACCUGCACCCAUCUGUGUAAGAUCGAUGGAGUGGCCACCAGGAACUGUCCCUGAGUACCUGCCCAGCACAGGAGAGCCCUCGCUGCCGACCUGUCCCACGGCUGAGUCACUGAGCUGUUGCUGAGCCGUCCUGCCUCUGAGCUGUCCCGCCCCUGAGCUGUCCCACCACUCAACUGUCACCGAGUUGCCCCUCCCUCUGUCUCACCGCUGAGCUGUCCCACUGCUGAGCAGACCCUCCGUCCGUCCCACUGUCCAUCCCGUCACCGGGCCAUCCCGCUACUGAGCCGUCCCGUCAUCUCUCCCGCCGCCGCUGAGCCGUCCCGCCGCUAAGCUGUCCUACCGUCUAUCCCACCGUCUUCCCCGCAGCUGAGUCAUCCCAUCGCCGAGCCGUCCCGCCAUCCGGCCCGGGAAGCUGGAGGAGCCCGUGUCCCACCUUCACCAUUCUCUUCUCCUGUGCAUGGGCACUACAGCCCCGGGGCGCCCGGCCGCUGGCCCCCCCGCCUAGCCGUCCCGCCCCCAAGUACUCCACGUAUCCCGAUGGGGUAACGUGACCCACGGCCCACGCGCAGCCGCCGGACUGACGCUCGGGAUCCCCACCGGCGGCCGCUCCCCGACCAGGCCAGCCCAGCCCCUUAUUCUUCACUGGAGCGUGAGAGGGUAGCGGCAGAUAAGGCCACCCCACUGGUACCCGCUGGUUUUUGGGUCAUCAGCAGCGCCGGGCGCCGCCAAGCACCAAAUUCUGGGUUCUUAUGGGCUCUGGCCCCUGGGGCUCGGGCUGGUUGUAGAGUCGGGGAUCCGAGAGGGUCCCCAGGAGCUGACAGAAUUUGCACUACAUUUGUGUGGAUUUGGAAGGUUUUGGCGGCCGUGCCCCAGGACCCUUGGGCCCCCCAGGGCGCCCGUCCUCUUUCCAGCUCUUCCUCUCCCUGGGCCCCUACUGACUCGCCAUGGCCCGAAUGAACCGCCCUGCACCCGUGGAAGUCUGCCACAAAAAUAUGCGCUUCUUGAUUACCCACAACCCUUCCAACACCACUCUGAGCACCUUCAUCCAGGAUCUGAAGAAGUAUGGAGCCACCACUGUUGUGAGGGUCUGCGAGGUCACCUAUGACAAGACUCCUCUGGAGAAAGAUGGUAUUUCCGUCAUGGACUGGCCGUUUGAUGACGGAGCCCCUCCCCCCAGCAAGGUGGUGGAUGACUGGCUGAGCCUGCUCAAAGCCAAGUUCUGUGAAGACCCGGGCUGCUGCGUGGCUGUGCACUGUGUGGCUGGUUUGGGGCGGGCCCCAGUGCUUGUGGCUCUGGCUCUGAUCGAGAGCGGCAUGAAGUAUGAAGACGCCAUCCAGUUCAUCAGACAGAAGCGUAGAGGUGCAAUCAACAGCAAACAGUUAACAUAUUUGGAAAAAUACCGGCCAAAACAGAGAUUGAGAUUCAAGGACCCUCACAACCAUAAGAACAAGUGCUGCAUCAUGUAACCUCAGCUGCCUCUUGCCAACACUCACAACUGCGGCUUCAUAGACACACCCACAUACUCCAUCUCUCACUCACACAACCCCCCCCCCCCCCCCCACGAACUCUUUCUUUCACAAACACACACACACUCACACUCUCACAGAGUUGAUAAGCAGGGAGCUGGAGGGUGUGGACUUAAGUAGCACUGACUUCUCCCCUCACCGCCCACCUGUCCGACUUUCCUGAAAAGAGUUUUCCUCUUGAACAGUUGCUGCAAUCAAACCUGGAGAGGAAAAGACCAUUCUGCCUCUUAACCGCCCUAUGUUGAAUUAGAGGACCUGCUGGGCUGUUUCCUUUUUUAAAAUAAUUUCCUUUCCCCCAACACCUCCAGCCCCUUGUAGGCAGGAUUUUGUCCUUGUAAAUGAUCCAACCUAAGACGGGCAAGGAUAUUCCGAGUCUAAAAUACAAUAAAAGCUUCUCCUGGCUCUCUGAG